Molecule: messenger RNA, 1117 nt
Organism: Antechinus flavipes (yellow-footed antechinus)
Lineage: Eukaryota; Metazoa; Chordata; Mammalia; Dasyuromorphia; Dasyuridae
Product: UPF0764 protein C16orf89 homolog
Exons: 8
Coding region: 89-1087 (332 amino acids)
Cellular component (GO): cytosol; membrane
Source: RefSeq, a predicted model, not a curated record
GGGGGAACUACACUUAAGGGAGGGUAGUGUGUGACGCCCAGCACAGGAACUGCUGCAAACUACUUGUCUGAGUGAAAGGGACUGAGACAUGUACCUACCUGGGCUUCUGCUGCUAAUGCUGCUGUUACCACCCCUGUCUCUCCAAGAUUCACACCAGUCAGAGAACAAGAUUGCCAUGGGGAGAAGGAUUCUUUCUGCCCUAGAGAAAGCUACCUCCUAUUUGGAGAAUAGAUACAGGGAAUUUGAUCUGGAUUCAUUGGUGGGAUUUUUGAUGCUAAAAGCACAACUAAAAGGUAUCCUGGAAAAAUGGACUCAUGACUCUGUCCUGAAAUUCCUGACUUUCAGAAUUGAGAAUAUAAUAAAAAGCUUGUCACUAAUCAUCCCCAGAACCAAAGCUUUCCUCAAAAUUGUUGACCUCGAGUACUUCAAAGAAUUCCAAGAGAUUUUGCAGCCAGAGUUUUGGAAACUCUCUCUUUCAUGGAGUCACACAAACUCCUCCAUGAUCUACUCCAAGUUUGACAACUCCAAUCGUGUUCCAGAAAAAUUAAGUGAUUCUUGCAUAACACUUUUACUAGGAUCCAAAGAGAAGAACAGACAACCAUGCAACGUCACUAAGUUCUGCAUGGAAAUCAUGACUGCUCCUAAACAAAGUGGUAAAGAACUGAUAAAACAGCUCUCCUAUUUCCAAAUAGCCAAAAUGAAAAAAUGCUCAGCUGGCCUGUUCCUUCGAUCAAAAUACUACAUGGAUGUCUUUUGUUCUAACCUGAUGGAACUGAACUUGAAAAUAGAAAAAAGUGGAUUCUUAUUCCAAAAUAAAAGUCUCUUCAUGACAAAUAUCAUGCUCUGUGGGUUUUCUGGGUAUUCAGACUUCUACAAGAUCCAAUGGAUUAAGGCUAUUCUCAACUGGCAAAAUUAUAAGGAAGGAUGCUACUGGAAGAUUUUUGUCCUUGGAAACCAACCAUUAAUGAGAGACAAUCACCUUGAAGGUGGGUGUUCUUCCCGGAAUACAGCAGCAGCAGUUGUUUCCUUGGGUGGCUUUCUUUACUACUUUAAGGAAAAUUCACCAACCAUCAAUAAAUCCAAUUAAUACCUUAUAACAACAAAUCAGCAGCUAAAA